UGCGAUUUUUUAGAGUCGGCGAGGGAUAAACCCCGCCUUUUAUAUUUUCUCCCUUCCAACGGAUCUCGAUUUAUAAACUCGUUCGGCUGCGAGGUCUAGAAAAACAAACAAAGCCGCGCCGGUAAUCCACUUUGAAGAGUUUUAAAGGAUUUGAGCCGAAGUUCUGAUUCCUCAAAGAGAAAGAGCUUUUAUCUGUUUUUCCCGAGCAGCUGACCGAGCCAAAUGGAAUAAUACUCCGUCAAUUACGGCGAACGCUUCACUUCGCGAGAGAGCAGACGAGCACGCAAUGCUGCAAAGUCGUAAAAGUAUUACACGGGGCGCAUUUUUUCGCAGAGCGAAAAAAGAAAAGAAAUUCUCGGCCGCAGCAGGCAAUCCGGUAAACCGCGCUCGCGCGUACGUUAGGCCGCGGCGAACGGCGGGAGAGAGAUCAAAAGCCGGCGAUAAAAUCGAAAAGAAAAAGCUGCGUCUAUAUAGGUAUGCAUGAUUAACCGAGAGGAGCGCCUGAACGACGGCAAUCCCGCGUAGCGCCACGCGUGCCUCGUCGCCAUCUUUAAAUCGCCCGGGCAGCAACAACACCGCGAGCGAAUACACUCUGCAGUAUACGCUGCAGUGUGUACGCUAGUUCGCGCUCCGAGUAUUCAGGUGUACAAGUCCUUUCUCUUUGCGAACCAACCGCGCAGACAGUCGGACACUCGAUCGAGCGGAGCAGCGAACGUCGCUUUCUACUCGCCGCCGCAGAGAGCAGCGAGUGAGGUUAUGUGCCCCCACCGAUGAGGAGUCCUCCUGCAGCAGGCAGAGCUCGCAGAAGUGGUAGGAGGAGGCGCUGCUGCCGUCGCCACGGCUCUCCUUCGUUGGCUUUUAACAGGUGAUAGAGCGCUGCUCCGUCUCGAGCGCGGAGCGAGAGUUAGGUUAUAGCGCGCGCGCGCGCCUGUGUGAGUUGUAAAUUCUACGAGAUGCGGCUCCUCGGAGGGCUGCUCCUCCUGCUGGCCUCGAGCUUCGGCCAGGUCCAGCACCAACAGCAACAGGCACCUCCGCCGCAGCAGCAGCAGCAGCAGCAGCAGCAGCAGCAGAUGCACCACCAGCAGGCGCCUCCGCCGCAGAUGCAGCAGCAACAAGUACCCGUGCCACCUCAACAGAUGCACCCGCAGCAAGUGCCCACGCAGGGACAGGCUCCGAUGCAGGGCCAACUGCCCGUGCAGCAACAGGUACCCAUGCACCAGCAACCGCCACCGGUGCAGCACGUGCCGGCGCACGCCGCCCCGGUGAGCAACCAGCCCUGGUACGAGACCCUGCCGGCCGUCGCCAUGGACUACAAGGUCCACAUCGACCCGGGCAAGGAGGACUGCUACUUCCAGUACGUCAACCCUGGCGCUACCUUCUACGUCAGCUUCCAAGUGUUGCGAGGCGGCGACGGCAAGGCCGGCUUCGCUGUGAGGAAUCCGUCCGGCGAGAUUGUGCACCCCUAUCAAUGGAGAGCUAAUGCAGACUACCAGGAUCAGUCCCAAUAUGGUGGCUACUACAGUGUCUGCGUCGACAACCAGUUCUCCAGGUUCGCUGGAAAGCUCGUCAAUCUGUACCUCACGGUCAUCAGGUAUGAUCAAUGGGAGAAGUUUGCCAAGGAGUUGGAGGACAUGAAUCUUUCCGUGGAGAACGUUACGGGUACACUCGUCGGCGUGGAAAAGAACAUAUACGAAGUCCUCCAGAUGCAGCACUUCAGCAGGAGUCGGGAGGACAGAGAUUACAACUUGCUCCUGAACAAUAACUCUUACGUCCAGAAUUGGUCGAUACUCCAAGUGGUGGUCAUCAUGGCUACCACCAUUCUGCAGGUUUACUUCGUACGGAGAUUAUUCGAGGUCAAAUCGGGCGGAUACUCGAGAUCGCGCAUAUAAGCGCCGUCGCGUUUGUGCAUCAUCGAUUGAAUUUUGAACAACACUUGUGAUAAAUAAUUGAUCGCGCCUAUGCAAGGGAAUUUAAGAGUGCAGUCUCAAAGACUUUGACACGGAAGACUCGCGAGUGCAAUGCUUAACUAUUUUUCUUCUACUCUCAGAAAUGUCGAAACGUUUUUCGAAAUAUUUACGUUACUUACUAUAUUACACCUCUGAAAGCCACUCUAUUAAACUAAUGCAUUUAUCGAGAAUUUCGUACGACUGUACAGUAUUUUUUAUACCCCGAAAAUGAGUGCAUUCCGUUUUUCUUUUUUUUUUCUGAACGACGUAAUUCAACCGCGCAUAACCACUUAGAUUUUUAUAAAGUUGAAUGUAGUAUUUACCGUUUUUACGAGAAUAAACUAUAUAUUUAUAAAAAAAAAGAUUAUAUAUAUAUCUAUUAAACGGUUUACACAAUUGUAAAUGUAUUUAUAUUAUAGAAUACAAACAGAAUAAAUUUACACGUACUUUUGUUACGAAAAA
Nasonia vitripennis (jewel wasp) is the source of this 2408-nucleotide messenger RNA. RefSeq names its product transmembrane emp24 domain-containing protein 6. Gene Ontology annotation, biological process: Golgi organization; endoplasmic reticulum to Golgi vesicle-mediated transport; intracellular protein transport. The record is from RefSeq and is a predicted model, not a curated record. NCBI's taxonomy places the organism in Eukaryota, Metazoa, Arthropoda, Insecta, Hymenoptera, Pteromalidae. The transcript has 4 exons. Bases 954 to 1889 code for a protein of 311 amino acids. Gene Ontology annotation, cellular component: endoplasmic reticulum; Golgi apparatus; COPII-coated ER to Golgi transport vesicle.